GUUGUCAUUUUAAAAAUAAAACCAAGAUGGCGUCCAGUAGAAUUACUUGGCUCUCCAUUCUUGGUCUGGUGUUGACGUCGUUGUGCGCGAUCUGCGUCGUCAUCAGCAUGGCGUCGACAAACUGGAUCGAGGCGUUACAACAGCGUGACACCGGCUUCGGCAAGAUGGGGCUGUGGGAGGCGUGUUUCUACAACUACGUCGACAACAAAUCGGGAGGGCUGGGCAAGAGAUACAAUGGAUGUCACGCUCUGUAUUCUUUCGAAUAUCGAGCCAUUUGGAGGUGGCUUACACCAGACUGGCUGAUCAGCAUCCAGGUGAUGAUGUGCCUCAAUCUGAUUCUCGGGGUGAGCACCACCCUCAUCAUCGUCAUGUACUUCAUCAAGUGUUGUUCGGCCAACUUAGACUGGAUACUCGUGCUUUCCUCCAGUGUGGCCAACUUCGUCACAGGUUUUUUCCUCGCCGUCUGCACGAUAAUGUUCGGAGUGAAGGUGGACAAUGAGCGGGACUGGCUCCCCCACCCAGACUCUAACUACCUGUCGUGGUCGUUUGGUAUCGCCGUGUUCGGCGGCUUCCUCGCGCUGUUUGCCGGGAUGUGUCUGUUGGUCGAAGGCUUGAGACUCAGGCUGAUCACUCAACAGCAGUCUAGAAGGUCGAACUAUGCCAUGUCACCCGUGCCCAGAUACUAGACACUUGUCUUUUAGUGCUAGUGUCAGGCUAUCAACGGCCA
Messenger RNA from Gigantopelta aegis, 727 nucleotides. RefSeq lists its product as uncharacterized. Lineage: Eukaryota; Metazoa; Mollusca; Gastropoda; Neomphalida; Peltospiridae. The transcript has 3 exons. The coding region runs from base 27 to 686 and encodes 219 amino acids. Gene Ontology annotation, cellular component: membrane. The record is from RefSeq and is a predicted model, not a curated record.